CUCGCUAUAAUUAAACUUUUCUUGAAUCAUUAUUAAAAUGAGUGAACCUCCUGAUUACGGCGAAAAGGGAAACAUUAGCAAAGAAGAAGAGGCCAGUUAUAGUAAAGAACUUGCUGCUGAUGGGCUUCCUUCUUAUCACUCUACCUUAAAUGAUUUCAAGGAAAAGGAUUCUUAUCAGGAAGAUAAUUUUCCUACGGAACCACCUCCUGAUUAUAAUUCUAUUCUACAUCAAACCAAAAGGCCUUCAAAUUCCAAUACAGUAUACGCACUUGAAAUUAGUGCUGAUGAAUUUUAUGCCAAGCCCACUCCUUUGAAAAGCAAAUUAUAUUUACUAAAGAACGCAAUUCGCUGUUCCAGAUGCGGGCGAAAACUUUUAAUCGAAGAUCAGAAAAUGGUGAAAUGUGGAUUUUGCAAGACAAUAACUUGUAGAAAAGAUGCUGUACCGAUUGAUCCUCAAACUAAAUUUAUACGUUGUUCAGGAUCUUGCUUUGGACUUUUUAUUGUUCCCAAAGAUGAAGGAGAAUAUAUUUGCCCUGUUGAAAACAAGCUCUUUCCAGUUAACGAUUUGCUUAAGUAAAAAAUAU
Messenger RNA from Zophobas morio, 584 nucleotides. RefSeq lists its product as uncharacterized. Bases 38 to 577 code for a protein of 179 amino acids. The transcript has 7 exons. The record is from RefSeq and is a predicted model, not a curated record. NCBI's taxonomy places the organism in Eukaryota, Metazoa, Arthropoda, Insecta, Coleoptera, Tenebrionidae.